GUUUGUUGAUUAGCGCGUGGUAAAGUUUACAGUCGGUGUCUUCGGUAUGUUUGAGCUGUCAGUUGCUUGUCGCUUUAUUGCCGUAUGUUAUUUGUAUUACCGCAUUUGAUGAGAUAAAGACUCAUCUCUGUGAUAAUGAUGGAUGCAGGAAUUCAGAGUCAUCCCAAUUUUGAGAUGUUGGCCCAGAUAGGUAAUGGUGCAUACGGCACUGUUUACCGUGCACGUUCAGCGAGUGGCCAAAUUGUGGCUGUAAAGAAAGUCCGUGUGAACCUUUCUGCUGAUGGUAUACCUUUGUCUACACUUCGGGAAGUUGUUCUUUUGAAGGAAUUGGCUCAGUAUGAACAUCCGAAUAUAGUGAAACUACUGGAUGUCUGCACGGGUCAUAGAACAGAAACCGAUCUGUAUCUGUUUUUAGUGUUUGAACAUUUGGAGCAGGAUUUGUCUAAUUACAUUGAAAAGUGUCCCCGGUCUGGCAUGGGAGCAAGCUUGGUGAGAGACAUUAUGUUCCAGACUCUGAGUGGUGUUGAUUUUCUCCAUAGUAAGCGUGUAAUUCAUCGAGAUCUGAAACCUCAGAACAUCCUGAUUUCUUCUUCAGGAACAGUGAAGUUAGCAGACUUUGGGCUGGCUAAGACUUACGACUUUGAAAUGCUACUUACUUCUGUUGUUGUAACCAUAUGGUAUCGUGCUCCAGAGGUUCUUCUCAACUCAACAUAUGCUACACCAGUUGAUAUCUGGUCAUGUGGUUGUAUUAUGGCUGAAUUGUUUCUUCUGCGUCCUAUAUUUUGUGGAACAUCAGAAGUUGAUCAACUGGACAAGAUAUUCAGCAUCUUAGGAACACCUCCUGAAACAAGUUGGCCAGAGCAGACACCAUUACCUUGGUCUGUUUUCAAAAACUACACAGCUGCUGACCUGGAAGGGAUGAUGCCUGAUUGCUCCCCAGAUGGUCUGAAUCUUUUGCAGAAUUUGUUGAUGUUUGACCCUUGUCAGAGAAUCAGUGCUGCAAAAGCCUUAGCUCAUCCUUAUUUCAAGGAGCAUGGAUACAUUGCACGCUAGUGGAACUGUAUUUACUUGAAUUCUCAGAAGAAAGAGGAAUGUGCACAAGUACUUUGAGUUGAUAAAAAGACUGCAAUAAAAUAAACAGUUUUGCUCACUCUAUCACACUCCAUUCCUGAAAAACUCAAUAUUGUGUAUGUAUAUGAAACAGAUGUUAGAACAUGUUCAUAUUCUGAAAACACAUAUGAUAAGUUUUAGAUAUGGGCAUAUUUUCAGUCCAUAAAUGUUGAAGAGUGAUGGAAAUUAUACAUGAUAGUUAAAAGGCAUUGUAAUGAGGUUUUUAUUAAAUUUUCAUUCACUUAAAAAGUGCCACUGCUCAUAACUUUUGUAAUAUUAAAAGAAAAUGCAGGUUAUAAAGUCAAGAAUAAGUAAGGAAUUGUCUCAAGUCAGUUAAUGGUCCAAUUACAUACAUUUUGUAAUAAUCGUCAGAAUGUGUAGAAUUAGAAACCAGUAUGUAUUCCUGUGGACUGUACCAUCUCAGUAGUCUUGGCAUUUGUAUUUUGAGCUUUAAUGGUGAGUUCAAGAAUGUUGCAGCUUUCGACUUUAAUGUUGAAUUUGAGAGAUGUUUGCAUGUUAUGUGAGUUUUUUAAAUUAGUUUAAGUACUGAGUUACAGCCACCAUUUUGUAUCUCAAUUUUUGUGCAAGGUAAUGUUUGCUGUGUGCCUUGCAACAGAGUGACGAAAUUUUCAUUUUCUUUGAAAUGCUAAAGAAAAUGGAAUGUGUGUUUUAAAUUCAUUGGAGCUUUUACAUCAAGAAUAUAUAUUUGUUGUGGCGUUACAGAGUAUCCCAUGGAUAUUUUGAAGUUGUACACAGUAAUUAUAUUAUUGGUACUCAACAAAUGGGCAUUCUCACAUCCAUGUUAUUAGUACAGAAGCCCCACCCCUCCCCAACCCCAUGAAAAAUGAGUGAUCGUAGGGCAAUGAAACUUUGUGGAAACAUUUGUAAGGGCUUGUGGAAGGAAAAUAAUGAAUAAACCUCUGGAAGAAACACAUACUAAUUUCCAGAUGAGAGGCUUCAAAUCUGGUGAUCUUGUUGGUUACACAGUUUGGAACAAUUAGCCAAUGGUUCUGUUUUCUUUAAAUGUAUUACAGACUAAGACAGUGACCUCACAAGCAGUGUGAGUUGGAGUUCUAUAGUACAUUGAAACAUGUGAGGCCAAAGCACUUACCUCCCAUAAAGAGGUACCACUUGCUGAUAAGCAUAUCACAGUACAUGUGCUGUUCAGACUGCAUGUCUUUGGUCCUUUGGGAGUUACUCGAAGAAAAAUGGAGCAAUCAUGAACUGUACAGUGAAGCCACACCACACAGUGAUGCAUUCAGUAUGCAGGGCAACUUCAAAAAUGUUUGUGGGCAAUGACUGUCCCCAAAUUUGAGUGUGUUCACUGUCCCAUUGAGUGUAAUGUGUGUUUCACCACUCCGCAAAGUGUUCCAAGGCCACAGGUCGUCAACUUUAACCCUUGCAAGAAACAUAGGAACAAAAUCUACUUGAAUGUCUGCAUCACAUGGCAAAAGUUGGUGAGUAAUGUGAGGUUUGUACAUAUACCAUUUCACAAUUGAUCACAGCACUUUUUGAGUGAUGGAGCAUGCAGUGUUCAACUAUUGUAACACAUUUUGUGCACUGAUUGGAGCUCACACAUUGCCUCCAGCAUUCUCAGCUUUGGCAACAGUAACUUUUUCAACAAUUUGUAGUGCAAUUGGCAGUCACUUCUCCAGUGAGCUAACCGAAUCAUUUGCCGAUCAUUCCAAACUGUGUAACCACCUAGAUCACCAGAUUUGAACCCUCUCAAGUGGAAAUCAAAAUGUGUUACUUUCAGUGAUUUAUUUGUUAUUUCACUUCCAUGUGUUCACACAAAUUUUUCCAUAAAGUUUCAUUGACCCACAAUCACUUGUUUUUCAUGUGGCCCUAUUAAGUAGCAAAAGUUUAAUUAUAAUGAUCCUGUAUUUAUUAUAAAAAUGUGUGAGCUGUUCAUGUAUAAUAUAGAGAUACAUAUUAGUCAUCUGGGGAUAGCAAAUAUUAUAGACUUAGUAAAAAAUUUUACAUUGUUUUGAUAUUGUUAAUAUUCAGUUUUCAUGUGUGUUGAAAAUUAGCAUCUCAACAAUGAUUAAUUUUAAGUUUGUAGUACUAUAAAAUCUUCGGAUAAACCUCAGAGCUGUGAAUGAUGUGCCUUUGUUUAAUAGUCUGUUCAUUGGAUGAUGUGCAGAAACCAGUUAAUACUGGUACUAGAUGUUUGUACUCAGUGUCCACAAAAUGUAUUAAAUUUUAAUAUUGUUAUAACAUUUGCAAAACAUGACUUAUUUCUUGUA
Schistocerca piceifrons (Central American locust) is the source of this 3356-nucleotide messenger RNA. RefSeq names its product cyclin-dependent kinase 6-like. The record is from RefSeq and is a predicted model, not a curated record. NCBI's taxonomy places the organism in Eukaryota, Metazoa, Arthropoda, Insecta, Orthoptera, Acrididae. Gene Ontology annotation, molecular function: cyclin-dependent protein serine/threonine kinase activity; ATP binding; cyclin binding. The transcript has 2 exons. Bases 136 to 1053 code for a protein of 305 amino acids. Gene Ontology annotation, biological process: G1/S transition of mitotic cell cycle; regulation of gene expression; signal transduction. Gene Ontology annotation, cellular component: nucleus; cyclin-dependent protein kinase holoenzyme complex; cytoplasm.